Messenger RNA from Caenorhabditis auriculariae, 204 nucleotides. NCBI's taxonomy places the organism in Eukaryota, Metazoa, Nematoda, Chromadorea, Rhabditida, Rhabditidae. The record is from the annotation of a GenBank genome assembly.
AUGGUGGAUCUGCGCACUCCGGAGUCUGGCCGUUCCCUCGGCAAGUCUUCUGCCGAUGAUUUAUCGCGGUCACCAGAAACGGGACCGCCGAAACAGCCGCCGCAGCAGCAGCAGCAUCAACACAAAGCACACAUGUUCCUUUCCGAUCGAGAGUCCAGAGGGGUAAACUGUCGGAAUUCGGUUCGUGCAGAUGGGGCUCCUUAG